Sebastes umbrosus (honeycomb rockfish) is the source of this 2365-nucleotide messenger RNA. RefSeq names its product hydroxysteroid (17-beta) dehydrogenase 12a (gene hsd17b12a). The coding region runs from base 181 to 1176 and encodes 331 amino acids. The transcript is spliced from 11 exons. Gene Ontology annotation, molecular function: oxidoreductase activity. NCBI's taxonomy places the organism in Eukaryota, Metazoa, Chordata, Actinopteri, Perciformes, Sebastidae. The record is from RefSeq and is a predicted model, not a curated record. Gene Ontology annotation, cellular component: endoplasmic reticulum.
GGGGGAGUUGGGGGAGUGUGUGUGUGAUGCUACAACCUCCUUAUAAAGGGACUCUCUCUCACGUUGUGGCUUGGAAAUUAGAGCCUAAAAAUUGAGGUCUCCACACACACACACAGACACACACACUCUCUCACACACACACACGCAGAGUCACCGAGAGAGAGAGCCGCUGCUGCUGCCAUGAAUUGCUGGAUGAACGUGGAGGAGAUGCUCCGCAGGGCCGAGACGCCUCUCUUCUGGGUCGGUGCGUUCACCGUGGCCUGCCUGGCGCUCUGGCUGCUCUACAGGCUGCUCUCCGGCUUCAGGAUCUGGGUGUUGGGCAACGGGCAGCUGCUCUCUCCGAAGCUGGGCAAAUGGGCAGUUGUGACGGGAGCCACGGAUGGAAUCGGGAAAUCCUAUGCGGAGGAGCUGGCUCGUCGAGGAUUUGCUGUGAUGUUGAUCAGUCGCUCUCAGGACAAGCUGGAGGACGUGGCCAGGUCACUUGAGGAUCAGUAUAACGUGGAGACCAGGACCAUUGCAGUUGACUUUGGCAGGACGGACAUCUACGAAAAGAUCGAGGUGGGGCUGACCGGUCUGGAGAUUGGUGUUCUUGUCAACAAUGUUGGUGUGUCCUACCCCUACCCUGAGUACUUCCUCGAGAUUCCCGACCUGGACAACUUCAUCACAAACCUGAUCAACGUCAACAUGACCUCAGUGUGCCAGAUGACCCGUCUGGUGCUGCCCAGAAUGGCUAAGAGGUCCAAAGGUGUUAUCCUGAACAUCUCCUCCGCCAGCGGCAUGUACCCCGUCCCUCUGCUCACAGUCUAUUCUUCCACAAAGGCCUUUGUGGAUUUCUUCUCUCGUGGCCUUCAGGAGGAGUACAAGCGUCAGGGCAUCAUCAUUCAGAGCGUGCUGCCCUUCUUCGUGGCCACUAAAAUGACUCGCAUCAGGAAGCCCACCCUGGACAAACCCACCCCGGAGCGCUAUGUGGCAGCUGAGCUCGCCACUGUGGGUCUGCAGAUCCAGACCAAUGGAUACUUCCCUCAUGCCGUCAUGGGCUGGCUGACCACCAAGCUGGUGCCAAGCUACCUCGUCACCUUCUUCGGAGCCAGAAUGAACCGUCUGCAGCGUACCGGAUACCUGCGGAGGAGGAAGCUGCGGGAGCAGAAGAACGGAAACACUUUGAAGAACGAUUAGGAAGGUGACUGACAGAUCUGCAGGGCGGCCAGUCUUGUUCUGACCCUGUGCGGCGUUUAAGGAAAGCAGAGAUUGUGUUUGUAUCUGUGUGGUUGAUCCUCCGGUGUUGCCUGAGAUUUCACAUGUGUGCCUUCAGUAAAUGUGCACAUCAAAGCAUGUGUAUGACUUUGUGUUUAAAGUUUGUCUGGAGAGAAAUAGCCAAAGAAGGCGGGAGAGGAAAUGAUAUUUAAAUGCUGCUCAUGACAAAGGACACUGACACUGAUGGUGAAAAUAAUACAACUAAAAAAUAUGUGAUUUGUUAACCCUGCUGUUAUAAGCAGUGGAAAAUGGUGGUGGGCAUCUUUUUUUAUAUAUAAAUGUAUAAUUAUUUAUUUUAUAUUUGUAUGAGCGCACACAAGCCAAACUCGGAUCUUUUAAGACUAGCUUUCAACCUAGUUCUAUUUAAAAAAUCAUUGAACCAUUUUAAAGAUGGCAAUUUCUGCUUUCUAUCAUGUCUGUUUACCUGCGUUACUGUUCCCUCUGUUCUGCGUGUUUACAUUAUAUUUAAAAUGAUACUUUGUGGUGGGUUGUUGUUGCACCAAUGUGUCACUGAAGUUUCUCAGAGUUCUCAUUAACUGUAGCAUUCAUCACAGGUGCCUUUCUUAUGACAUUACUGCUAUAAAUGGUCAGAUUCAAUGAGCGGGUGUUGACUGGUUAGAAAAUGUAUUCUGAAAGGAUGUUAUUCAGCUGUUGAGAUGUCCAUGUGAAAAACACACAGUUGCUGCAUUUUGUGCCUCUUUUAAUUAAAAUGUAAACCUUUAACAGACAAAGGAAAACCUCUUCACCGCUGCACAUUUACAGUAGCUCCUCAAGUGUGUUUUGAAAGGAUUUCCCAGGGACGGAGAAUAUUCUCGAUUCCCUGUAGUUGAAAGUAAAAUGUGAAGGUUUUACGUCACUUCCUGCAGACUGGUUCACAUACUAUCAAAUGCUUGCUGACCUGCUCCUUUUCAGACAGUUGGUGCACAUUUGAAUAUCCCAUAUGACUUGGUCUGACCUGUGCCUUAACUAAGCAGUCUUGUGAAUGGUUUUCCUUGGUAACAAGUUUUUUUUAAUAUGUUUGGAAAAUAAAAAUUAGAAUUUUUAAAUCGAAAAUGCACUGCUUACAAUUGUUUUCUACUGUUUGUUAAUAAAAGUUCUGGUAUAGAGUGCA